GUCCUAGCGGGCAGCUUUGGCUCGGUGUAGACAGGCGGCGGCGGCCAGAGUCUAACGAGGGCGGUGGGCUCUUCGCUGGGCCCCUUCUUCUCCCGGGGCCGUUCUUGGCCUCUGCCUGGGCAUAAGGCCAUUCCUUUCCAACUUCAGCUACAGUGCUAGCUAAGUUUGGAAAGACCAAACCGAGGGAAACCGCUGCGCCCUCCUUGCACCCCUUCUUACCCCGCACCCCGUGUUUCUCUUUUCUGGACCUCGCUCUCAUCUACUUUCCACCUUCUCCCUUUCUCUUGUGUUGCUUUCUGCGCCUGAAAAGGGCUCGGCAGCCUCCGCAACUGAGCAAAAGAGAGAAAGGAGAGGGGACCCCGGAUUGCCAUGGCUCGGUCUGCAACAGAACAACAAAACAGCCGAGGCUGUUGCGAAUCCUGUGUUAGCUAUUUGACAUCUGCAAAAGUCCUCCUAUACUUUGGACAUGCCCUGUCCACUUGGGGGGAUCGUAUGUGGCAUUUUGCAGUGUCUCUCUUCCUGGUUGAAUUAUAUGGAAACAGUCUGCUCCUAACUGCUGUUUAUGGAUUGGUUGUGGCAGGAUCAGUUCUUCUUCUAGGAGCCAUUAUUGGAGACUGGGUAGACAAGAAUUCAAGGCUCAAAGUAGCCCAGACGUCCUUAAUUGUGCAGAAUGCCUCAGUGAUUUUGUGUGGCAUCCUUCUCAUGAUCGUCUUCCUGUUUAAAGCGCAACUUUUAAAUUUGUAUCAAGGAUGGCUUCUUACCUUGUGCUAUAUUCUAGUCAUCUCAAUAGCAAACAUUGCAAAUUUGGCCAGUACAGCCACAGCAAUCACCAUACAGAGAGACUGGGUGGUUGUUGUUGCUGGUGACAAUAGAAGCAAAUUAGCAGAUGGUGAAUCGAAGGGCACCGAAGGAGUCCAGUUAAUUCACAAGAAAGAGACCGCCGUUUCUGAGCCUGAACAGGAAAAUGCUAGCUGUCUUUCUCGCAUGGCUGAGCCCUUCAGUACAUUCCGUGACGGAUGGGUUUCCUACUAUAACCAGUCGGUGUUCCUUGCAGGUCUGGCCCUGGCAUUCCUCUACAUGACCGUCCUUGGCUUUGACUGCAUUACCACUGGCUAUGCAUACACUCAGGGAUUGAGUGGCUCCACUUUAAGCUUAUUAAUGGGGGCCUCUGCCGUAACUGGAAUCCUGGGAACAGUAGCCUUCACUUGGUUGCGUAACAAAUGUGGGUUAAUCCGCACAGGCAUCAUCUCUGGAAUUGCCCAGCUGUCUUCUCUUGUUUUGUGUGUGAUCUCCGUCUUCACGCCAGGAAGUCCUUUGGAUCUCACUGUUUCCCCCUUCGCUGACAUCAGUGCUAGGCUGUUUGAAAGCAACCCAUUACCCACCUUGGCACCUAAUGGUGAUUUCCUUGAAAUGGCUUUUACCACUGAAAUGCCUGCUUUGAUUAAUGCAACGUCUUCUGCUCCAGGAUUAGCUCCCAACCCAGUGUCUCUCAUCUCCGUUAGCCUUCUGUUCGCGGGAGUCAUUGUAGCAAGAGUUGGCCUUUGGUCUUUUGACCUGACAGUCACACAAUUGAUUCAGGAAAAUGUGAUAGAGUCCGAAAGAGGUAUCAUAAAUGGUGUCCAGAACUCCAUGAAUUACCUCCUGGAUCUGCUACAUUUCAUCAUGGUUAUUCUGGCUCCUAACCCUGAAGCUUUUGGACUGCUAGUAAUCAUUUCUGUUUCCUUCGUCGCAAUGGGUCAUAUCAUGUACUUCCGUUUUGCCCAUAAAAGCUUGGGGAGGAACGUCAUUCUUUGCUGUACUCCUGAGUUAAAGUCAGUUGCCAAUGAGCCUCCAAAUUCUGAUGAAUCCAAUGCGUAGAGGAUUUUGCCUCCUUCAGGUGUUUUUUUCCCAGUCCAUGUUGACUGGCAUGCUUUAUUAUGGGUCAGAAGCAGUUGGCACCUUCUAAAAUGGUAUUCCUUUCCAGCACUCAAGUUCACAAUCGACCUAGUUUUCCUUUGCCUUUGGGCAGGUAGCCAAGUAUGGAUUUUUACCAGGUGCAAGAGAUGCACUUAUUUAUUUAAGAGGAUAUAUCUCCUCAAGAGUUAAAAGUUUAAUUUCUUUUUUUUUUAAAAGGCAGUUGACUAGAAGGACAUAACUUCGAUUUUUUUUUUUCAAAUACACAAUUACUAUUGGUUGGUGUGGGCUGGAGAUUAACAAAUUAAACAAAAUAUGCUCUUAUGUGUAAUAUGAUUAGUGGGUGUUAUUGUUUAAUAUAGAAUAGAUGUGCAGUUUUUUUUUUUUUUUUUAAAGAAAUGCUAGAUGUGAGGAAAACAUACAAAUCAAAAACAGCAAAGUUUCUUGAUCGAUAAAGUUGUCAAAUGUGCCUUUAAACAAACAAACAAGACCUCUUUUCUGUGAAGUUACUUCUAGUUCAGUUUUGGAGUAACAUCUGGGUUACUUUAGUAUAUUAUCUGAAUAAGAAAUAAUGCAAAAUAGUAUAUAGAAUAUGUAUGUAGCACUUCAUAGGAGGCGAGAUUAACAUAGCAUAGACCGAAGCUAUUUAUAUAAUACAGUAUAGCAUUGUAAAACAUAAGGGGGAAGUAUUUUUGGUUUUAUAAAUUUUCAGUAACAUGCUUACUAAGCCUUGGUUCCAUAGUAUUAAAGGCCAGAUAUAUGAGAUGAGAGAACUAGGUUGUGUAUGUGUGUGUGUGCGUUAAUGAGAGAGUGCAAGGGAGAAGAAAGAUACAAUCUCUUUUUUUUUUUUCAAAAUUAUUUAAACCACAAAAUUGCAACCAUUUAUUUUACAAUAGCACCCCUAAUAUCUAGAAGAAAUCAAGAAUACACCACGAGCAACUUCUUUGUAUAAAACCCAUUUCAAAUGACUACGAAUUGACAAAAAAACGUAAUUUGUUUCCUCGAUGAACAAUAUAAGACAUGUAUUAAUUUUGUUUGUAUGCCUAUCUUAUGUAUGUCAGUAAUUUGGAGAAAUAAGCUGUGUAACCUGUGAACACUUGAUUAAUAGUUUAAUCAUGAUUAAAGUAAAAGCUUGUCCCUGAUCAUAGAUCUAUAUCUGCAAAAGCAACUAGCAUCCAAAAGGAAGCAUAACAGUAUUUGUACCAUCAAAGGAGCUUCUGGGCAGCACUCAUGUUGACAACUACAAAUGCAUGUUGGGGCAAGAUUUGGGUGAAGACUGGCAGGGAUGCAUAUACCUUCUGUUCAGUGAUAGAAUUAGUGUGGCUUUAUUAUGCUAAGCAGCCAGCGUGGUUUGCAU
Thamnophis sirtalis is the source of this 3250-nucleotide messenger RNA. NCBI's taxonomy places the organism in Eukaryota, Metazoa, Chordata, Lepidosauria, Squamata, Natricidae. The record is from RefSeq and is a predicted model, not a curated record.